GAAGAUAAAUAAAUCAGUCAUCCCUAAUUCCCAAAUCUCUUUCUAUAUCUCAAAUUCUAUCAUAACAAUUUCAAUUUUGAAUGGUAAGUAGCCAUGGAUGACUCGAAGAAGAAACAAGUGGAGCAUCAACAAGAACGAGAAGAAGAUGAAGCUACAGAAUCAACACUGCAAUUUUUCGAAGGCCUCGGCAUCUCUCUAAACCUUCCAGAAAUCUCCAAUUCUCAUGACUUUUUAUCACAACUAGUAAGCAGUGAUCUCAAAGUUGAUCACAUUUCUCGAGGUCAUGUCACUUGCUCCUUCUCCGUCCAACCGCCUAUUGCCAAUUACUACAAGGGGUUACAUGGAGGAGCAGUGGCGGCUAUCACAGAAAGGCUAGCCACCGCGUGUACACGAACCAUAGUAUCAGAGGAGAAGCCGCUGUUUCUUGGAGAGAUGAGCAUCUCCUACCUUUCUGCCGUUCCAAUGAAUACCAAGUUGAUUGCUGAUGGAUCAGUGGUGAGGAGUGGAAGAAACUUAACGGUAGUAUCAGUUGAAAUCAGACUAAAAGAGACUAAGAAGCUGGUCUACACUGCUCAAGCUACUUUCUAUCACUUCCCUACAGCUAAAUUAUGAUUUAGAUAUUUGAUUUCUACUCUGGAGAUCAAUUUGUUCUUCGUCGAAAGAAGAAUGAUGUUGUAAGAUUUCAAACUCAAAAAGUUGCCGAUUUCCAUUAAUGAAUACUGCAAUAUUACAUGGUGCAGUGUUGAUACAUUUCAA
Molecule: messenger RNA, 756 nt
Organism: Beta vulgaris subsp. vulgaris (sugar beet)
Lineage: Eukaryota; Viridiplantae; Streptophyta; Magnoliopsida; Caryophyllales; Amaranthaceae
Exons: 3
Coding region: 94-612 (172 amino acids)
Molecular function (GO): fatty acyl-CoA hydrolase activity
Source: RefSeq, a predicted model, not a curated record